Molecule: messenger RNA, 239 nt
Organism: Phanerochaete carnosa HHB-10118-sp
Lineage: Eukaryota; Fungi; Basidiomycota; Agaricomycetes; Polyporales; Phanerochaetaceae
Exons: 1
Source: RefSeq, a predicted model, not a curated record
GCCUAUAUUUGCGCAGGAUGAAAGAUGCACUCCCCAGAGAGCUCUUGGACCGUGGACGCAGUCUAAGUUGGCAACUGCUGAGGGGAUUUCCCUGGAUAAUCCGCGCUACUUUGCACAGCUACUCAGGAAUCUUGGUCAGUUCUCCCUUGUAUGCAGAGCUUGGGCUCCGUCAGCUCGUAGACAUCUCUUUCGAGACAACGCCUUGGACAACGCCCACUCGUUCCGGCGCGUAUUGAACU